Molecule: messenger RNA, 3384 nt
Organism: Etheostoma cragini (Arkansas darter)
Lineage: Eukaryota; Metazoa; Chordata; Actinopteri; Perciformes; Percidae
Gene: hcfc2
Product: host cell factor C2
Exons: 17
Coding region: 146-2434 (762 amino acids)
Biological process (GO): chromatin remodeling; regulation of DNA-templated transcription
Cellular component (GO): histone methyltransferase complex
Molecular function (GO): protein binding; transcription coactivator activity
Source: RefSeq, a predicted model, not a curated record
UUAAUUUUGAUACCUGGUAAACUAGGCAGAGUGAGAUGUCUUGCCUUUUUCCCACCUCUCUGGUUGAACUUCCUGAUGCCUCCUUCGCUCCGCCCUCGUCUUUGAAACGACAACAGCGCCAAAGUUCAUCGUCCCGAACGGGAAAAUGACUACUGGUGCCAAGGAGCCGCAAUGGAGAAAGGUUCAUUCUGCCACUGGAGUGAUACCGCGGUCCAGACACGGACACCGAGCAGCUGCCAUACGGGAGCUAAUUGUUGUGUUCGGCGGUGGAAAUGAAGGGAUAGCGGAGGACCUUCAUGUUUACAACACUGUCUCAAGGCAGUGGUUUCUACCUGCGGUGAGGGGUGACAUCCCACCCGGCUGUGCCUCCCAUGGCUUUGUCUGUGAAGGCACUCGAAUACUGGUCUUUGGUGGCAUGGUUGAGUUUGGGAAAUAUACCAACAGCCUCUAUGAACUUCAGGCUAGUCGCUGGCUGUGGAAGAAGCUGAAGCCCAGGGCACCCAGGAAUGGCUUGCCUCCCUGCCCUCGGAUUGGACACAGCUUCACCCUUGUGGGUAGCAAGUGUUACCUGUUUGGAGGGCUGGCCAAUGAUAGUGAAGACCCCAACGGCAACGUACCAAGGUACAUGUGUGACUUCUAUGAGCUGGAGCUGCAGCCGUCAUCGGGGGCAAGAGGAUGGAGCAUCCCAGAGACCAAGGGUGGUGGUCCCUCAGCACGGGAGUCCCACACCUCGGUUGCCUACACUGGCCUCGGCUCACCGAAGCUCUACAUCUUUGGAGGGAUGCAAGGAUGCCGGCUAGACGACCUCUGGCAGCUGGACCUUGACACAAUGGUUUGGUCAACGCCUGAAACCAGGGGUUUCACGCCACUUCCCAGAAGCCUUCACUCCGCCAGUGUUAUUGGAAACAAGAUGUAUGUUUUUGGUGGCUGGAUUCCUGUACCAGAGUCAGACAAACACAUUGCUUUAGGAACUGAAUGGAUCUGCAGUGACUCCUUAACCGUACUCAACUUAGACACUAUGAGCUGGCAGAACCUGGGCCCAGAGCAGCAGGGCAAUAUUGAGUCCCAGUUGCAGAUCCAGGGACCCCAGAGUGAGGAUCCGUACGCCUGUAGGCCCAGAGCCAGGGCCGGCCACUGUGCUGCCACGGUUGGGUCCAGGCUUUACAUUUGGAGCGGCCGUGACGGGUUCCGUAGGAGCUGGAACUACCAGGUCUGCUGCAAGGACCUCUGGUACCUGGAGACAGAUCGACCAGCCGCCCCAGAGGCGGUGUUACUCAUCAAAUCCACAGUCGGCCUGCUUCAUGUGGCGUGGCGCCCUCUGGUGGCAGCAGACUGUUACAUCCUUCAGAUCCAGCCUGCACCUCCAGCAGCCAAACCAGUCAGUCCAACUGGAACGGAUGGACUGGACGGGAAGGGUAAAGACACUGCCGGUGUCCCGUCUCUUCAACCUGCAACUGGAGCAACCACUAAUAAAGAAGCAAAAGCAUCAGCUCAGGAUGCUUCAGCACAGCAGGAAACUACAGCGAGACUGUCCACUGGCUCAGCAGAGACCAAAGCACAAGGAGGGAGGAGUGCUGGGAGGGAGACAGAGAAUGACUCUGACACAAAAUCCUGCGGUGCAGGACAGGAGACAUCAGCAGCAGAGGUCAGCAGCUCAGCUCAGCGCCAGCUAGAGGAACAACCUAUUUCAGCUGACAAGAAAACUGAUUUCUACGCCCCUACACAUCAGCAGAAUCCAGACGAAGCCGUGUGGUUUGACGUUGGUGUGUUCAAAGCUCUCUUCUCUGAGGUCAGCCACUACUUUCUCCCUGCUGACAGUGAACAGGAGACUGCAGCCAUCAGCAGCCGGCCGUCACUCACUAAAGAGCCCUUCCUCCAGAGGAAUCUUGACUACCAAAGCAGAGAGAAGCAGGAGCUGGCUCCAGGUCAGACCUAUAGGUUCAGAGUUGCGGGCAUCAACUACUUUGGCCAGGGAGACUUCAGCCCAGUCAGCGAGUUCAAGACAUGCCAACCUGGUUUCCCUGGAGCGCCAUCUGCUGUCAAAAUUACCAAGGCCAACGAUUCGGUCAACAUUACGUGGGACGCGCCCCCCUCCCCAUCGGGCCGGAUCCUCGAGUAUUCCAUGUACAUGGCGGUGAAAAAGAGUCGCUCCACCAGCUCGGAGCGUCCAGGUCAGAUGUCCUUCAUCAGGAUCUACCGCGGCACCAAGACGUCCUGCUCAGUCAGCUCCACCCACCUGGAUAACGCCCAGAUCGACUGCUCGGCCUCCAACCGGCCAGCGGUCGUCUUCCGCAUCGCUGCUAAGAACGAGCAGGGCUACGGUCCAGCCACGCAGAUCCGCUGGAUUCAAGAUCCUAGUAAAUUGCGAACGUCUGCAUCCAAAGCUGACAGCAAUGCGGAGGCUGACCAGGAUGCUGCAGACAGCUCCAGCUGAAAAUAUUUGGACCAACGGCACCGUGUUUUGGAAAGACAGUAUGUGCUCUCAGGAAGGUGGCAAUGUACGCCAAUCAGAUGUUGUAAAUUUCCUAGAUAUUUUUGUUAAUUUAUUUUUUUUAUGUAAUUAAUUAUUCCCCUUGUAAAUAGAUUUCCAUAAGAAGCUUGACCACUUGGCUACUUUAGUUAACCAAAUGUUUUGUUAAGUAAUAAUGAAUAGGAUGUAGACUAAACUACAAGUAUGAUUUGGGAUUUAAAAAUCUUCGAAGGUCGGAGGUGCCUUAAAGUUUAUUGCAACAGCCACUGAUGCUGCGGUUUUGCAUAAAACUUUUUUUUUUUAAGCGUUAACUACUUUUACAAUCCUAUUGUCACAGUGAGGUUAUAAAAUAACAGUUAUCUUUACAGUAGAAAUAUCAAUGUUAUGUAAACAGAUCAUUUACUAUGAUUCAGGUUUGGUUUAAGUUCUCUGUUAAUGUGUUUUCUCACUGUACGCACAACCAUGUGUAACAUUUUUUAAUAUCCGUUACAUUUCUGCAUCACAGUUGUUGUUUUAUGAUUCUUUUAUAACCACUACCACCAAGUUGUUCACAAAUUGUUUACAAGUUUUCCUUUUUUAAAUAUAACUCAUUAUCAACAAAACAAAUUGAUCCAAAUAAAAAAAUGUACACCGACUGCAACCAAAGAGCAGAGCACUACUAAUGUUUCAAAAAUUCCCCAGACUUUACAGGAAGAGAUGUGCGUGUUAACACUAUUGUCUCUGGUUUGAUGUACUCACCAUUUAGUGGGAAAGAAGUGUUAUUCUUAUCUUAUCCUCCUCCAUCAUGUCUGGAUUCUGGAUUAUUACAGGUCUUUUUAACCAGUGUGGUGAAGGAACAUAUGGAGAGAUUGUUAUACAGACCUCAAAUCAAUGACACCAAUUGCUGCGACUAUUCAUGGACUUAAUAAAAAAGG